UCAACACCACUAAUGGCAGAAAAUCUACAAGUGCGAGUGAAUGUCACGUUCUAGUACAGACCGGCACUGCGACUCUUGUCAGCGUUACUGUAACUGAUAUCCUUGCUGGGCGAUAGAUAACAUAUAAAUCGAGGCAACAGGUUUAUAAUCUCAUGGUCCACGUGGAAUACGCUCUCUCUCUCUCUCUCUCUCUCUCUCUCUCUCUCUCUCUCUCUCUCUCUCUCUCUCUCUCUCUCUCUCUCUCCUUCAGUUUGAAUGCUGUUCUACAAAAAUGAUUGUCAUCACAGAACUGCACUAGUGACGUUAGUUUAAUUCUCCUGUCCUUAACUAAGAACAGUAUCUUCUCAGUCUUGGUGAUGGAGUGAGAAGUUAACGAACAGGUAUGGAUGUUGAACUCGGGGAUUUGUCUCCAGACAGAACUGAAGCUAGCAAACCUUUACAAUCAUAUAUCAUGAGACACAUGAAUUCGGGCGACUAUAGCAAUGAUAUGCACAGCCUGGAUUUCCCUUGUCCAUCAUCAAAAUCCACUCCCACUGUGUUGUCGAGUACCUGCCCCCUGCAGAAGCACUACUCCAGCCCCUCCCUCUCAGGGAACAUGGGGUAUGAGGACAGCAGCCAGUCGCUGCUGAGACCCGCUGGGUUACACUGCUCCGAGUCCUGGGAAUCCACGCUGACCGCCUGCCCCUCCAGCCUGGAGACUCACAUAGGUAUGCACACGAGUAUCAGUGAAAUCAUUAAAGACAAGACACUGAGGCCAUCCAGGAGAAGCAUGCCUUGCCUGCCUCAGAGCCAGACUCACCCCCAGAAUCUGAACAAACUGUCUCUGCACCAGCCCAGUCAGACCCAGCCACAGGCGAAGAGCGCCGAGCCAUCCUCCGUCAACAUCUCCUGUGAGAGAGAUGGAGGAAAGGAUGCAUAUAUAGAUGAAUCGGAACAAGUAAACUACGACUUCCGGACGGAUCAGUCCCUCUUGAUCCAAAAAACUUUGAACCGUCCAAAACUGGAAGGCCGCACAGAGUCCUUAGAGGAUAACAACCCAACUGCACCAUCAGGCCUGUUCUUUAGGGAUGGGAAGAAGCGCAUUGACUACAUCUUAGUGUACAAGAAGUCCAGCCUGCAAGUGGAAAAGAGAUGCACCUUUGAGAAGAACCUGCGAGCAGAAGGGCUGAUGUUGGAAAAAGAGCCGUCGUUGACAAACAGUGACAUCAUGUUUGUUAAAAUCCAUGUUCCCUGGGACACGCUUUGUAAAUAUGCAGAUCAGCUGAACAUCAGAAUGCCAUUCAGGAAAAAAUGUUAUUUCACUGAUUGGAAGAGCAAAUCGAUGGGCAGGUUUCAGCGCAACCUGAGACAGCUGAAGAGCUGGCUGCCGAGGAACCCUAUGAAGCUUGACAAGGAGGCCCUGCCUGACCUGGAGGAGACAGACUGCUACACUGCGCCUUUCAGCCGAGCACGCAUGCACCAUUUUACAAUCAACAACAAAGAAACCUUCUUCAGUAAUUCUACAAGGAGUAGGAUAGUUCAUCACAUGCUGCAGAGGACAAAGUAUGAAGAUGGGAAAUCAAAAAUGGGUAUAAACCGAUUACUUGGCAAUGGGACAUAUGAAGCUGCCUUUCCUCCUCAUGAGGGCAGCUACAAAAGCAGACAUCCAAUCAAAACUCACGGAGCUCAGAAUCAUAGACACCUGCUGUAUGAGAGAUGGGCAAGGUGGGGCAUGUGGUACAAGUACCAGCCGUUGGAUUUAAUAAGGCGGUACUUCGGGGAGAAGAUUGGCUUGUAUUUCGCCUGGUUGGGGUGGUACACUGGCAUGCUGAUCCCUGCUGCUCUCGUUGGGCUGUUUGUCUUUCUCUACGGGCUCUUCACGAUGGACUCAAGCCAGGUCAGUAAGGAGAUCUGUGAAGCGAACGACACCAUCAUGUGCCCCAUGUGUGAACGCAGCAGUUCAUUCUGGAGGCUCAGUGAUAGCUGUGUGUAUGCAAAGGUUACACAUCUUUUUGAUAACGGAGGAACUGUCUUCUUUGCAAUUUUUAUGGCGAUAUGGGCCACCGUGUUUCUGGAGUUUUGGAAAAGGCGACGGGCAGAACUCACUUAUGACUGGGACCUCAUUGACUGGGAAGAAGAGGAGGAGGAACUGCGGCCCCAGUUUGAAGCCAAGUAUUCCAAGGUGGAGCGAGUCAAUCCAAUCUCCGGGAAGCCGGAGCCCUUCCAGCCCUUCACAGACAAGCUGAGCCGCCUCAUGGUCUCCGUCUCAGGAAUAUUCCUCAUGAUUUCCCUGGUGCUCACCGCAGUGUUCGCUGUGGUUGUGUACCGGCUGGUCGCCAAGGAGCAGUUUGCCUCGUUUGAAUGGGAGUUUGUCAAGAAGAACUGGCAGUUUGCGACGUCGGGAACCGGAGUCUGCAUCAACUUCAUGAUCAUCAUGUCACUCAACGUGGUAUAUGAAAAAGUUGCAUACCUCCUUACAAAUUUAGAGCACCCCCGUACAGAAUCGGAAUGGGAGAACAGCUUUGCUCUCAAAAUGUUCUUGUUCCAGUUUGUUAACUUGAACAGCUCCAUCUUUUACAUUGCUUUCUUCCUGGGAAGGUUUGCUGGUCGGCCAGGGAAAUAUAACAAACUGUUUGAGAGAUGGAGGUUAGAAGAGUGCCAUCCUAGUGGCUGCUUAAUAGACCUCUGUAUGCAGAUGGGGAUCAUCAUGGUUUUAAAGCAAAUCUGGAACAAUUUUAUGGAGCUCGGUUAUCCGCUGCUGCAGAACUGGUGGUCUCGGAGGAAGAUUAAGAAGGGGAGUCCCAGGCAGAGCAUGGAAAACAAAGGGAUUCUACCGCAGUGGGAUGAGGACUGGAACCUGCUGCCCAUGAAUCCACAUGGCCUGGUGGAUGAGUACUUGGAAAUGGUGUUGCAGUUUGGUUUCACCACGAUCUUCGUGGCAGCCUUCCCCUUGGCGCCUCUGCUGGCUCUGCUCAACAACAUCAUUGAAAUCCGGCUGGAUGCCUACAAGUUUGUCACACAGUGGAGAAGACCAAUGCCAGCUAGGGCUACGGAUAUAGGUAUCUGGUAUGGAAUUCUUGAAGGGAUAGGAGUCCUCGCUGUGAUUACCAAUGCAUUUGUGAUAGCCAUUACGUCAGACUACAUCCCUCGAUUCGUCUAUGCAUUCAAAUACGGGCCCUGUGUGGAUCAGGGCUACAGGCAUGAAAAGUGUUUGAGAGGCUAUGUGAACAGCAGUUUAUCAUGGUUCAACAUGGCAGAGCUGGGCAAUGGAAAUUCAGGCUAUUGCAGGUAUCGGGACUACCGGGCUCCUCCCUGGGGCUCACCACCCUAUGACUUCACUCUGCAGUUCUGGCACGUGCUGGCAGCCCGCCUUGCAUUCAUUAUCGUCUUUGAGCACCUGGUGUUCGGGAUCAAAUCCUUCAUUGCCUACCUAAUCCCGGACAUGCCCAAAGACCUGUGUGACCGAAUGAGGCGGGAGAAGUACUUGGUCCAGGAGAUGAUGUACGAGGCAGAGCUGGAGCACCUACAGAAGGAGAGGAAGAAGAACGGCAAACGCUACCACCACGAAUGGCCUUAGCAUUGCACCCGCAGAGCAGCUGUGCAUGUGAAUAGCACAGGACUCGAACAGCAUUGGAGAAGAGAAAGAAGAGCUGGAAUCCAUCUGCGAAGAACCUGAUCUUGGAAACCACAUUCACGUCCAAUCAAGAGUGCAUCCAAAACAGGGCAAUUAUCCGAGCAUGACGCGGAAGACAGUGCAGAGAUUUGAUUUUAUUUCCAAUCGUGUUUUUGGGAAAUUAAACACAUAUACAGUAUGUACUGAAAAUCAUGCCUUGUAAUGAGCAUUAGUGUGUUAUAAACAGUCACUUGGUAUAAACGAAGCAGUUUGACAAUUAGCCAAACUUUGUAAAUUAAAUUAAAAAAAAAAAAACAGUUUGAAAGCAGUUUAGACGCUUGUGACUUCACAUUGCACUAAUGGCACUGUGUUUGAUGCUAGCUCUCCCAUAAGCUUGGUCCCUCAGGACUUGUCCUGUUUGUGUAAUCUGAACGCCGCAAAGGGUAAUUAAUGUAUACUAUGCAGAUCAAGGACUGUACAUCACCAUAAUAUACUUUUAAUUUAAUUCACAACGUGGAAAACAAUGCAGCUGUUUAAAAUGACCCAAAAACUUGUAUUACAGCACACAGUAACAUCUGCUUUAGUAAUGAUUAAAAAUGGAAAUUAGCUUUUUUGUUCAAUAUAUAUAUAUAUAUAUAUAUAUAUAUAUAUAUAUAUAUAUAUAUAUAUAUAUAUAUACACACACAGUAUAUAUGACAUUGACAAUAACAUAUGGUGUUUACAAUUUAUACUAUAUCAUGUUUUCCCAUGCAUUUCCAUUAAAAUAAAGCCCCAAAAAUAUAUGUGAACAUAAAAAAGCACAUAUGUUCUUUUUGUUGUGCUGUACAGAUCUUUUUUCUCUUCGAGGCUGUUAAAAUCCAAUGCAUGUGCAGCAGAUAGUUCUUGCGUUUUAAGUUAUUCCUGCAUUCAGCUUAAUAUUGAUUCUGAAAACAUUCCUGUUUUCUUGUCCGAACCGUUAUAAAGUGUUUGUUACCAGCUGUGACCGAGAAGGCAGGUUUCAUUCGGAAACAGAAUCAAGGUGUGAUAAAGCUGAUCUUUUUUAAAGGAUGUACAGUAGGAUUACUUCUCUAUCUUUCUCUAUCCCAGGAUGGCAGCAACUGUUAAAUAGCAGCCUCUAUAAUGCAUCCUCAAUGUUACAUUUAGAAGAGGGGAUCUUUGUACUGUCUUAAAAACAAUGUUGACAUCAUUAUAUUUCAGCCUUCUCCUGAGACUCUUAGUGACAAUAGUUUUUUUAAACAAUUCAAAACUUAAAAGCUUUGCAUUUUCUCAGAAUGGGUAAGCAGGGAAAACACAGUGAGGACAUACACCUGUUACAAAGAGUACAAAAAAAAAAAAAAGUCUCAAGCUUCGACAGAACAAACUGCACCAUGGAAUGAUCUUCCCAUUACCAGACUCUAAGUUUUUAUUUCAAAAUGGUUUUUGUUUCACCUGUGCAAUACAGGGGGUUUGCCCAUAUAACAGCCUUCUAAAAGUCCUCAGUGUAUUACUGUUAUAUGGUGUUUUAGUUCUGUGGGGUGUCAUUUUCAGUGCAUUUUAACAGACCACACAUGGGUUUGCCUGCUGUACUAAAAACAAAUAAGUAGUAGUUUAAGUGUCAAUAGAUUCAGAACUAGCUCUCCAGGUGUAGAUUCAUGUGUUAUGAUUUGAUACAGCUUUGUCUCAGAGUCUGUGCUGCUCCCUAACCUGUUCUUAGGUUUGUAUUCUUUCAUUCCCAGCUCCUCAUGGUAAACGGUGGGGCAGGAGCUAAUGUAGGCACUGUUGCAAUAAGUCAGCUUAGCAAGUAGUGUGCUGUUGCAUUUAUAGUUCUGGUGAGAAGUUUGAAAAAAUUACACUGUGUGUAAAAUAAAAUAAAUAAAAAGGAAAGAAAAUGAUUAUUAGCGCAAAGAUGAAAUGUAUACUGUAGUGCACAAAAGUAUUGACAUCCUCCUAUCUUGGAGUACAUUUUUUAUGCUUAAUGCUCAAAAUUGACAUUUGCUCAUCAUAACAUCAAUGUGAAUUGGAGUGCCAAUACUUUCGGGCAUCACUAUAUAUAUGCAUGUAAAACGCAUUUUACCUGUAAAAAAAAAAAGCUUUCAAUGCCCUCAGGAAUUCCUGUAUGUUGAGUAAUGAUUGCUGCAAAACGGAUUUUCUAAAC
Molecule: messenger RNA, 5726 nt
Organism: Acipenser ruthenus (sterlet)
Lineage: Eukaryota; Metazoa; Chordata; Actinopteri; Acipenseriformes; Acipenseridae
Product: anoctamin-3-like
Exons: 27
Coding region: 383-3556 (1057 amino acids)
Biological process (GO): chloride transmembrane transport
Cellular component (GO): plasma membrane
Molecular function (GO): chloride channel activity; protein dimerization activity
Source: RefSeq, a predicted model, not a curated record